Gongylonema pulchrum is the source of this 474-nucleotide messenger RNA. NCBI's taxonomy places the organism in Eukaryota, Metazoa, Nematoda, Chromadorea, Rhabditida, Gongylonematidae. The record is from the annotation of a GenBank genome assembly.
AUGACCGGUUGGGAUAAACAGGAGAAGCUGCCUUCUCACAGUGUACUCAAAAAAGCCGGUGAAUUGGGUUUCGGUGCGAUCUAUUGCAAAAAAAAUUACGGUGGCAGCGACCUGUCCAGGAUUCAUGCGUCGAUUAUCUACGAACAGCUUGCAGCCGGAUGCGCCAGCAGUGCUGCCUAUAUGAGCAUCCAUAACAUGUGCGCCUGGCUCAUCGAUAAAUUUGGAAACCACGAACUCAAGGAGCGCUAUAUCCCAAGUUUGGCCACUUUCGACACAAUCGCGGCAUUCUUCCUGACCGAGCCCAUAUCAGGCGACGAUCCUACGGCGAUACAGCUAACAGCGAAACUUGAUGGUGACCAUUACAUUUUGAAUGGAACCAAACUCUUUGUGCUGGGGUAUGAUGAGGCGCAGCUGUACAUCAUAACUGCCCGACAUGAAAACAGAACAGGCGCCGAUGGCAUUUUUUGCAUUGCU